Molecule: messenger RNA, 2876 nt
Organism: Mya arenaria
Lineage: Eukaryota; Metazoa; Mollusca; Bivalvia; Myida; Myidae
Product: calcium-activated chloride channel regulator 4-like
Exons: 14
Coding region: 1-2703 (900 amino acids)
Source: RefSeq, a predicted model, not a curated record
AUGAUUCUUGUAAUCCUUCUAACCGUUUGCAGUUUUACAUCAGCUACUGUCUUAAGAGAUAAUGGCUACGAGGAUGUACAUAUCGUUAUACAAGAUUCCGUGGACGAGAAUUGGAAAUUAGUUGAACGAAUUAAGGAAGUUUUCACCGGCGCAUCUCAACAUCUAUUUAAAGCAACAGAGAAUCGAGUAUAUUAUAGAAAAAUAAACAUCAUUGUGCCGAAAACAUGGACCGAAACACGAGAACACAAUAUAACAGUCCAAUCGUUAUCUCUCACAGGCUACGUCACGAUAGAAGAAGGGAAAAUACAAACACCACAUGUUAAAAAACAAGGAUGCGGCCAAGAGGGACAGUAUAUGUAUUUGACGCCGUCGUUCCUGCUGGAAACAGGAUCUACCAGAUGGGGAGAUUAUGAAUCUGUGAUCGUUCAUGAAUGGGGCCACCUCAGAUGGGGAUUAUAUGAUGAAUACUGGCUGCCAAAACAACAGUUUUACCAGCACGCCGGAAAGUGGAAGCCAAUAAGAUGCACAGAAAACGUCGAAGGAAGAGUUGGCAUUGACCAUCGUUGUGACGAUUCCUUGAACGUGAAAUACUGUGACGUCAACAACACUGCAAAGAAAAUGCAUUCGAAAUGCUGGUUUUGUCCGAGCAUUUCACAAAGCACCAACACAUCUAUAAUGAGUUAUCAGUUCGUCCCAUCAAUAGCCAUGUUUUGCGACAAAGACGUACCGGCCACCCCAGAAUGGAAACGGCAUAACCGAAGGGCUCCGAAUAUGCAGAAUAAGAUGUGUGGAAGAAAAAGUGCUUGGGAGGUUAUGCGAGAACACGAAGAUUUUGCAAACGGAGCAAGCCCUAUUCUACCAGAAGACACUGAUACAUCGCCGGAAUUCAAUUUAGUCCAAGAAACAGAAGCAAUAAGAGUGUUUGUCCUAGACGUAUCUGGGAGCAUGAGCGGGUCGAGGAUCGAGGGCCUACAUGAUACGGGCGUGUACAUUGUGCAAGAAGUAUUGAGGAAUGGAAGUUGGCUCGGUUUAGUUAGAUUUAGCAGCGAAGCAGUACAGGCACACAAGAUAGUUCAAAUAACGGAUGAUUCUGUACGUGUAGACUUGAUUCAGAACCUCCCGUCCAUUGCUGGUGGCGGUACAUGCAUCGGGUGCGGUAUUAAUGUAGCUAUUGAGAUGAUUGAAACCACAUUUGGAUCGGCGAAGGGCUGUGAAAUCAUAUUGAUGUCCGAUGGUGAAGAUGGAAAUGAAAACGAAUUAUUAACCGCAACGCAAAAAGCGAUUUCAAGUGGGGUAGUAAUACAUGCAGUGUCCAUUUCCCAAGCGGCAGAUCAAAGGAUGAUAAGCCUUGCAUCGGAUACAGGUGGAAAACACUUUAAUUACUUGGAUCAAGGCAGUAUCAGUUUCGCUGCCGUCUUUUCAGAAGCCGUCUCAGGAAUAGGAUCGUUUUACGACUAUUCGGCCGUCGGCAAAUCUUUAACUGGGGCAAUGGGACAUUUAGAGCCUGGGGAAUACAAUGUCACUGUGAUAUCUUCCAUUCACCAUACGUGGGAUUAUAUUGUUAAAUCCUUCCCUUCGGAGCCGCAUCCUAUACUAGUGACAUCACGAUUGUCGACAACAAAAGUCGACUUUUCCUUUGAAUCACCGGAUCUACCUGUAUUGUAUGUGGAUGUAACGAAAGGAAAAGCUCCAGUUGUAGGCGCCAUUAUAGAGGCACACGUUGAAGCUAGUUCCAUUUUAUGCACGUUAUCGCCAAAGGAUAAUGGUCAAGAUCCCGACUCGUUGGAAGGAGAUGGCGUCUAUUCCGUGUAUUUGUUACCGAAAUGUUUAACAAAUGGACGACUGAAUAUUCGAGUCACGGUCAAGGGACAGGUGAACGAAACCACAGUCAUAAAUUCAAUUAACGGCGCAUUGGCUUUAGACGAAAGUGAAGCAAAACAGGAAAUUAUUUCCGACGGUUUCCAGCGAUUUUCCCUUCCAGAACCGAUCUUUGUCGACAGGUUUCAAAGAAGUAUAUCGGAUAUUGUUGCUCCAGGGCAAAUUACGGAUGUUAACAUUGUGAACAUUGAAACACAAAUGACUUCAAAUGGUGAAAGUAGAAACUUUACAGUUUCAUGGACGGCAACGGGGAACGAUAUGAACAUUGGCCAGGCAUCCUUUUAUAAAAUUCGAUAUGCUGAUGACAUUGACACAAUUUUCAACAAUUUUUCCUCCGCUUAUACGCUUGACAUCGGUAACGUAAGCCUUACGCCGAAACAGUCGGGUAUGAUGGAGACUAUUGUUAUCUCCGUUGACGCCGAGCAAACCUACACGGACACGGCUUAUCUAGGAAUUGUAGCAGUUGAUGAGGCUGGAAAUCAGGGGAAAGUUUCCAACAUAGUGUCUAUCGUUGUGGCCAAAGGGUUUCGUAUAAGCUUCGAGGGGGAAACUAAUUACACGGAAACUGAAGACGUAAUCAUUACAUUUCCAGCAACGACUGUGUCACAGGACGUAUCAACAGUACGAUCAAACGAUGAGGCUAGUCACACAGGGCUUAUUGUCGGCGUUAGCGUCGGGGUUUUUGCUGGAAUUGUUGUUGUUGGACUCAUACUGUCUGUCGUGCUGAGAAAAAGACCCCCAAAAUCUACUUACGAAGUAAGUCGAAAGAGCCAAACUUCACUCCAUGAACAUGCGAACGUCAACUACGUGGCAGAGAAAAAGUGAAGACUAUAUUUUUCAAUGAAAUUACUGACCCACAGAGGGAUAGUUGUUUUGUGUGUAUGUUUUAAAAUGAAUUUUAAAUUUAGAUACUGAACGUUAUGGCUGAAUGUUAUGGCUGUAACCAUUAUCUUAUAUCGAAUCUUAGAUCAAUUACAUAAAUAUAUGGCAAACACCCA